Daldinia vernicosa is the source of this 774-nucleotide messenger RNA. RefSeq lists its product as uncharacterized. The record is from RefSeq and is a predicted model, not a curated record. The transcript has a single exon. The coding region runs from base 105 to 470 and encodes 121 amino acids. Lineage: Eukaryota; Fungi; Ascomycota; Sordariomycetes; Xylariales; Hypoxylaceae.
UCGGUUCUGAAUUAUAUCUAUAAAGCAGUGUCUAUCUCUCGUAGUUAUGAGCUUUUCCGUCUAGCUCACCAACAUCCUAACGAACGAAGCCCAUCUACAGCAAAAUGGCUAGCCUUUUCAACGUCGGACUCGUCUUAUCAAUGGCGACUACUGCCCUGGCCUUGGGAACUGGAUGGCCGACUUCCGGUACCGAGAGUGGUCAAGUUCGCGUUUAUAGCUGGAGUCAGGCAGCGGAGGUUGGAUGUCUGACGGCGGAUGCGAGCUGGACUGCGUCUGGAAACUGCGAUACUUUUACUGCGCAAGCUCUUGGUCCUAUAUACGUUGACAGGCCAUGGACUCAGCUCGAGAUCAAGAACAGUGCUGGUAACAAAUGUUGGUUUAACGAUGAAGAAGAUCUAAAGCUCGCAUGUGACGACUCGGUCGCCACCACUCUUUGGGUGCAUGCAUCGGAUUACAAGUCUGACAGUUAGUGAUCCCCUUGGUUUGGCAUGGUGAAUUGUAAUACUAAUAUAGUUGAACGUAUAGUUCUUGUUCACAACCGAGCGUUAGACAGCUACGUUCCAUUUGAUGGUAGUAAGCCUUCCGGGAGCAAAGCUGUGGCUUUGAAGAGCAAAGGACAGACUCAAGACGGCAAUAACUACCAGCUUAUAUGGGUAAAACAGUGAAUAUGCUGAAUAUGCUGCAUGGGUGUGUCUAGUUAAUAGGUUGGCUGUAUUACGGCAAACGACAGCAAAUGGUGAAUGGGGGAUAUCUAUUAGAAAUACAUAGUACAAG